Messenger RNA from Morchella sextelata, 426 nucleotides. RefSeq lists its product as uncharacterized. The transcript is spliced from 5 exons. NCBI's taxonomy places the organism in Eukaryota, Fungi, Ascomycota, Pezizomycetes, Pezizales, Morchellaceae. Bases 1 to 426 code for a protein of 141 amino acids. The record is from RefSeq and is a predicted model, not a curated record.
AUGCAGACCACUGAGCCGGGAGCUAUUAGCCCAUACUGCCAUACCAGCCGAAAUAACUCAUACCCUAUACCAGACCAUCACCCCAUACCAUCCGUAACAACACAAGUCCCCACAAAUUCUCAUAAACAUCCCUACAACACCCACACCCUCCCCUCCACAGCUCUACACAGUGAGAGAUAUAUAUCCAAAACUGGAAGGCCAGUAAACGUCGGAAAGACGGUGCGCCAUCAUGUGAGAGAUAGCGGGAGUCUUGAGGUCGGUGUAGUGCGAGUGACAGGUUGUGGCCAUAAAUGUAGCAAAGCUAGAACCCUUCUUUCGGUGGAUAUCUUGACACUACCACAGUACCGUAAGUUUGACCUUCCAUGUAGUGUUCCAGACGGACGGGAGUUCAGCUGGAUGACCACACGUAUAACCGCUCCAACGUGA